This is a messenger RNA of Miniopterus natalensis, 3116 nucleotides long. It is a transcript of the gene OFD1, whose product is annotated as OFD1 centriole and centriolar satellite protein. Gene Ontology annotation, cellular component: ciliary basal body; centrosome. NCBI's taxonomy places the organism in Eukaryota, Metazoa, Chordata, Mammalia, Chiroptera, Miniopteridae. Gene Ontology annotation, biological process: epithelial cilium movement involved in determination of left/right asymmetry. The record is from RefSeq and is a predicted model, not a curated record. Gene Ontology annotation, molecular function: protein binding.
CCGGCGGGGACUGCGGGGCUGGCGUGGUGGGACGCGGCCGCCCGAGCGCGGGACCAGUCCACUAUGCCCCCCAAAUAUGACUCGUUGAGUCAAGACGAGCUACGCAAAAGGCUGUACCAGACGUUUAAGGACCGGGGUAUACUGGACACGCUCAAGACACAGCUGAGAAAGAAUCUCAUCCACGAGUUGAUGCACCCGGUACUGAGCGGAGACAUGCAGCCCGCGUCCAUCCCGGUGGAAGGGAGCGCCCUCUUGAUAGGCGCUUCCAACUCCCUGGUGGCGGAUCACUUGCAAAGAUGUGGCUAUGAGUAUUCACUUUCGGUGUUCUUUCCAGAGAGUGGCUUGGCAGAAGAAAAGGUAUUUACUAUGCAAGAUCUAUUACAACUCAUUAAAAUUAAGCCGGAAUCCAGUCUCUACAAAUCACUGGUUUCAGGAUUUGAUAAAGAAAACAAAAAAGGUUUUCUCGUGGAGUUUUUAAAAGAAAUGGCACAAUAUCAUCAGGCAAAAGAGACUUGUGACAUGGACACUCAGACAAGUCCGAUGUUUCCUAGCAAAGACUCUCUUGCUGAGAAGUUUCAACAUAUUGACGAUCAGUUUGCGGGUGCUUACCCUCAGCAUCCAAAGUUAGACUCUUUAGAAAUGAAGUUAAAUGAAUAUAAGAGGGAAAUAGAACAGCAGCUUCAAGCAGAAAUGCAUGAAAGGUUGAAGCAUUUUAAAAAUACUGAAAUAGUAAAAAUUAAAAUGGAAGAAAAAAGAAAGUCUGAGAAGGAAUUGGCGAAGUUCUGGAAUGAUGUUGAGAGAACUUGUCAAGCAAAAUCUGAAGCCCUCCUUUCUCGGGAAAAGAUGUCCCUUGAGAGAAUUCAAAAGCACCAGGAGAUGGAAACAAAAGAAAUUUAUACUCAAAGGCAGCUUCUACUGAAGGAUAUCGAUUUGGUAAGAGGCAGAGAAGAAGAGCUGAAGCAAAGAAUUGAAGCUUUUGAUAUGGCUCAGAGGCUACAGCAAGAGAAAAAUAAAAGCAUGGCUGAUGCACUUAGGAGACGGGAGCUGAAUAUAAAGAGCAUGGAGGAGACCUAUGACCAGAAGCUCAAGAGUGAAAUUCUAAAGUUUCAACUUGAGCUAAAGGACGACUACAUUGCCAGAACUAACAGGCUGGUUGAAGAAGAAAGGAAGAAUAAAGAAAAAGCUAUACUUUUGCAAGAGCAGCUCAUAGCUGUUAAUUCAAAAAGGGAAGAACUCUAUCAUUCUGCAAAUCGUGUGAAAGAACUUGAGCUGGAGCUCGAGUCUCUCAAGGCCCAGUCCUUGGCAAUAACAAGGCAGAACCACCUGCUGAAUGAAAAGAUAAGAGAGAUGAGUGACUAUUUACUUCUAAAGCAAGAGAAACUGGAGCUUCAGGCACAAAAUAAAUUACUUAAACAACAACUGGAAGAAAGCAGAAAUGAAAACUUGCGUCUCUUAAACCGCAUAGCUCAGCCAUCUCCUGAACUGAUAAAUUUUCAGAAACAGUUAAAGAAAGCAGAAACUGCUAUUGUGUUAGGGCAUCAGGAGUUUGAAACCCACAAGGAAGCUCUGCACCAACAGCUGCAGAACGAAAUUGAGCAUUCUGCAAAGCUGAAGGCCCAGAUAUUAGAUUAUGAUGCCUCUGUAAAGAGGUUAAGUAUGCAGGUGGCUGAUUUAAAAUUGCAACUGAAACAAACUCAGACAGCCCUAGAGAAUGAAGUGUACCGCAACCCAAAGACGUCUCUGUUACGUUGCUCUGCCAAUGGGUUCCAGGUGUUUCCUAGUGGUGAAAUAAGUGGGGAUUUCUUGAAAAAUCUUGAAAAGGAAAAGCUGAUGGCAGACACAGCGGUACCAAGGAUUAGAAAUUAUCCAUAUGCAAGCACGGAUGGUAGCUCCCCCGAUUCUGACCUUGAGUUUGUAGCCAACACCAAGGCAAGAAUGAAAGAGCUGGAGCACGAGGCCGAAUGCUUAGAGAAAGCUUUCCUAGAUUACCGUCAGAGAGUGAGUCAGUACCCCACCGCUAGAAGCCCACUGGCAUCCAAAAGUCUGCCACCCCUGCACUUGCAAGGACCUCUCAGGAACAUCAUUUCAGGUUCCUCCGAAAGACGCAUUUUUGCAGAGGAAGAAGCUGUGCCCAGGCAGCCUCUGGCGGACAACGUGGCAGAAGUGCUGGGGAGCGCAGCCUCGUGGCUCGGCAGAGACCCUGCCAGACGCCUCUCCUCCACUCCCCUUGCUAAGCGAAGCCUUGACGGUGAAAUACAGCUGGAAGGUCUAGGCCAAUCCCACAUUGCUGCCCACAGUCCUUAUCCUGAAAGAAUGCUCCAGGCUUCACCAACUGAGUCUCGGCACCGCCUUUCCACCCAUUCAUUCUCCAGCCCUCUGGAGCAGAAGGCCAGUCUUUAUGGGAGACAAACUGAACUUCAAGACAGAGAUGGAGUUUCAAAUGUGGACAGCCUAUCCUUGAAGGGUAAUGAGGAAUUGGAAUCAUCUUCUGAAUAUGCAGGGGACAUGUCAAUGCAGUUUGAAGUGAGUGGUCUCCGUCCUGCUGGCGACAUGCCUCACUUGGACGCUGCUGCGGCCACUCUUCCUGUCUCUUCUCACUACGCAAGUGCAGAUGAGAAAGAAAUUGGAGAAGAGAGUGAGGAAGAAAGGAUUUGGAACCUGCUGAAGGAACAAAAGCACAGAGAAGAAAGAAGGAAGAGUGAGCAAGAAGCUUCAGAAAGGGAAUGGAGAGAACUAGAAAAGCUGGAUCAAGAAAGGCGAUUGAUUAAAGAGUCUUUGAAGACUGAGAUGGAGAAAGAAGUGAGUGUUCAAGAAAUGGAAGACAAAUCUGUUUGUGGAGAAAAUCCUUUGGAGAAGUACAUGAAAAUCAUCCAGGAGGACCGAGACCUGAAGAUGGCAGAUAAGAGCUCAGUGAAGAGUGUCAGAGAAGGUUCACAAGUGGACACGCUGCCCUCUAGUGACAAAGAUGAAAGUUUCCCAGGCCUUUCUCAUGAAGAACCAGAUGAUUUUUGGUAACCACGUAUGCUGCCAGCUUCUUUCUCAUGUAACACAAUGAAAGGCCUCUGCGUUCUCUGUAAUAAGACAGAAUUUUCAAUAAAGGUUGUUUGUUUAAUCCA